CUUCGGAAGAAGUUGGGUCUAAUUCACUCUCCUGAGGCUCCAGGGAGCGGACGGUGGCGCUGCAGUCUGGGCUUUAACCAAAUAGUUGAGCUGCAUAUUGUCAAAUGGUCUGAACCAUACGUUCUAGAGAAACGCUGUAUUCUGUACCCGCCGUCACUGCAUUUAUACUGUGUUCUCUGAUCAGAUUCAUAUUGGAGCAAGAGAUGAGCUCAGCCAGGAUUGACCUCUGCUGCUCAAAGCUGGCCGAGAUCCUCAUAAUGUGAUGAUAAAUGUGCAGCUUACUGUUCCCCAAAGAAAACCAGCAUCCACUUUUUAGUUCAACGUUUAAUUUUGAAAAGACUUCGUGCAUCGCUUCCUACCUCUGUGAUAAACCGACAAUUACACUGACCACAGGGAGACAUGAAUGCAACAUCCUGGAAUCUCUAGUUCUUAUGGGAAGCAGUGUUGAUUAAAACACUGACUCACUGCUAAACAAAUGAAAUGGAGCUGGUGCUGGAGGGAUUUCCAGCUGUAGUGAUGAUUCCUGCAGCAGCAGGUAGAGAAAGUGACGUGCUCAGGGUGCGGCUCCGCGUGCGACCCACUAGGUGGCGGUGAUGGUGCGUGAUGCGGGCAGAGGGUGAUGGGCUCGGGCGGAGUGAGAGGCGCUGAACCAGGUCAGGGGUUCUGUGAGAUCUGAUCCCCAGAGACAAUACAGCAGCAGGGUAUUACCCUGCAUGAUAACGAGUUAUCAUGUGUGCAAAGAGGCGUCACCGCGCGUUUCCAGUUGAACCGGACCCACGCCCUGCAUUUCUCAGGGGUCUUCACUUUCUUUUCACCCUGCUCCUCCAUUGUUCCUGCUCCCGUCCGUGUUCCGCCGGGGCGUCCUCGGGUGAAAGCGGCGUCUCACGUUGCUCAGGAGGCAUUGUGUCCACGCUCAAUGGGAUCACUGUGGAGACGGCGGCGUUCCUGUUUCCAGCACCGGCGCGCGCUCCGGGUUUCACCCAGUCGGGUCAGACCAGAACCUGAGGGGUUUGGACCCAGCGUACGAACAUGCGAGGCCAAAUGUUGCUCUGUGUCCGUUCGAGUGAAACGUUUUGUUUCGUGGCACCUUUUUACUAAACCACAUAGAACCUCUUGUUCGACUAUUUACUUUGUCAUUUAUAGUAUUCAUUGCUUGAAGUGUAUCUAAGCUUUUUUAAAUGAGAUUAUCGUUGCUAUGUAUUAAACCUGCCGGCAGCACGUGAAGCUGCUCCAUCGUCCCCGAUACGUUAAUGACUCAUUAAUUAAUUAGUUAAUUAAACGAAUAAAGCCGUUACAGCUGCUGUUUACAAGCAUGUGACGCUUCAUACAGUGAAACAAUUUGAAAGUGUGCCUCAAACUACGUGUGUUUAUUAAAUGCCCACCUUUUUUCACUCCUCUCAGGUGUCGAGUUGCGUCGUGCUGUGUUGCUGUGGGAUUGGACACAGUGACUCCUCCCAAACAAAGAGUCACAGACUCACCGGGGAAAUCUGGUCCGACCGCUCUCACUCACAGCGACGGCGUCAAAACCUGGUUGAGGAGCGCGAGACGAAGCCCACGGACCGACUCAACUCUAACCAUGGCCUCCACCCUCUCUGUGCGCAGCUACUCCAUCCGCCAGCCCUCCUUCUCCAGCAUGUCCACCCGGGACAGCGGGCGCAGCCUCCGCCCCAAGCCCUCCGUCUCCCCGCUGGCCGCCGUCAGCACGCUGUCCCUGUCGCGCUCCGUCUCCGUGGGCAACGGCCUGAACAUGCUGGGCUCCAGCCUCUCGCUGAACGGCCGCGGCGCCGGCGCCAGCGAGAAGGAGACCAUGCAGGGCCUGAAUGAGCGCCUGGCCACCUACCUGGACAAGGUGCGCUCGCUGGAGCGCUCCAACGCCGAGCUGGAGGUCCGGAUCAAGCAGCUGAUGCUGGAGAGGACGCCGAAGGGACACGACAUAGAGGCAAUGAUGGCCCAGGCGCACGCCAUCGGGCAGGAGGUGAGAAAGAAGACUCUGGAGAACGCCCGCAUCAUGCUGGAGAUUGACAACGCCAGGCUGGCGGCCGAUGACUUCAGGGUCAAGUGGGAGGCAGAGGCCACUCUGUGCCAGUCGGUGGAGAGGGACUGUCAGGCGCUGAAGAGAGCGAAGUCCGACCACGACCAGAUCAUCGCCACUCUGCGAGGAGACCUGGACAGCCUGAAGGAGGAGCUCUACUUCCUGAAGAAGAAUCACGACGAGGAGAUGAGCUCUCUCAAGGUGCGAAUGGCCAAUGAACAGGUGAAUGUGGAGGUGGAUGCAGCUCAGGGUCCUGAUCUGGGGGCCAUAAUGGCUGAGCUCCGGGUCCAGUACGAAGGCAUCGCUCGCAAAAACAAGGAGGAGGCUGAGGCCUGGUACCUCAGGAAGCUGGAAGCAGUGCAGUCGGAGGUCAAAGAGAGCAACGAGGCCCUGCGAUGUGCUCAGGGGGAGCUCGGAGAGAGAAGACGUUUCCUGCAGGCUCUGGAAGUUGAGCUCGACAGUCUUCGCAAGCAGGUUGGCGUGUUGGAAGGAAACCUGGGAGAAACGGGCCACAAGUACUCUGUGGAGAUGGACCGCCUGCAGCUCACACUCACCCAGCUGGAGGAUGAGCUGUCUCAGCUGCGUCUGGACAUGCAGCGCAACAAAACCGACUACGAGCAGCUGCUGCGCAUCAAACAGAACCUGGAGAUGGAGAUCGCCACGUACAGGAGGCUGCUGGAAGGAGAGGAAGUGGUGAAAGAAGCGCCAGCGCCGCCCAAAAAGGAUCCUGACGUCCGGACCAGGAAGAUUGUAAAGGUCGUCACCCAGACCAUGAUCAACGGGAAAGUGGUGGAUGAGUCGAGUGAGGUGGAGCAGAUAGAGGAGAGCAAAAAAUGAGCCGACGCGUCCUGCACAUUCUGAACAAACACGUCUGUGAAAUCCAGGACUUUACUUGAGUACACCCCAGAUUCUGACACUUGUUUCUUACUUGUUUUCUUCAUUUUAUAGAUAAAUAGAUUUUGGAUAGAAAAAGACAGAAAAAGAUUUUUAUUUUUUAUUUUAAAAAAUUAGGGUGUGUGAUUCCAUUUUAAAAGAUAUAACAAAAAAUUUAGGCCUUACUGAUGGAUAAUAUAUGUACUAUCAUUUAUUUUAGUGUCCUUAUGAGAACCAAAUUGUCCACUUAAUAUGGACAAUGAGGAAUAUGAAAAUGGAAUAUUGUCCAUAUUUUAAUAUUGUAUGUAUUAAUAAAAGCCAAACAAAGGAUUGUCCAGUGCUAUAAAUCCAUGGAAUGUCACACUGUGAAUUUCUAUUUGCCACAGUAAUCUUGACUCAAUAUUGAAACAUCUAGUAGUUUAGUAUCUGGGUAAAGCAAAUACACUGAGCCUCAAAUUGAUUUUGUUUAUGAUUGUACUUUCAUACUAAAGACUUAUGUUUAUUUUUUAUUACAAUUUAUAUAAACAGAUUGUACAUUCGCUAUCGACAUUGUUAGAAAACAUGCACAGUGUGACUCAAUCCAAUAAACAACUCUGCCAUUAAUUCUACUUUUACAAAGUUAUCAUUUCACAGUUUUUAAAAUUGGGCUCUCAGUAAGGUUAUAAUUCUACAAUACUGUAUGUUUAUUUUUAUUAUGUUUAUUAUUGAGGUCUCUAGUUGUACUCUACUGAAAUAUUUUACUAAUGGUUUCUAAUUUGUUGACCCCCGAUUCAAUUUAAAUAUGAUGUCACAAGACAUAAGACAUCUUUAUUAUUAUAAUCAACUAUGCUUCGACUCCACCCACUGUGACCUCAGGAGGUCUUUAUUUUACAACUGUACAGUAGCUACUGUGACCAACACUUGCAGUGUAUCAAUAAUGGUAUAAUUGAAGUUUGUUUCAACCAAAGCUGUACAUUGUCAAUAAAAAUAAAUACUAUGCCAUCUUGAUUUUUGGA
Betta splendens (Siamese fighting fish) is the source of this 3900-nucleotide messenger RNA. RefSeq names its product keratin, type 1, gene c5 (gene krt1-c5). The transcript has 9 exons. Gene Ontology annotation, molecular function: structural molecule activity. NCBI's taxonomy places the organism in Eukaryota, Metazoa, Chordata, Actinopteri, Anabantiformes, Osphronemidae. Bases 1577 to 2869 code for a protein of 430 amino acids. The record is from RefSeq and is a predicted model, not a curated record.